CAUAUUGGAUUUGUCAUUCGAUGUAUUCAUAUUAUUUUCGUACGUCAAAAAUAUUUUGAAGAUAUUGCCGCACCCAGUAAUAUAAUAGUGAAAUCAUUUGCAUUUAGUGAAAAAUGGGUGACCAUUUACCGGCAUGUGUUAUCGAUGUGGGAACUGGCUAUACCAAACUGGGGUUUGCCGGUAACAAGGAGCCCCAGUUUAUCAUUCCGUCAGCCAUAGCGAUAAAAGAAACUGCUAAAGUUGGCGACCAAAGUACUAGGCGUAUGACUAAGGCAGUAGAAGAUUUAGAUUUCUUUAUCGGUGACGAAGCUUUCGAAGCGACUGGUUAUUCAGUGAAAUAUCCUGUCCGUCAUGGUCUAGUUGAAGAUUGGGAUUUAAUGGAAAGGUACAUUGAACAAUGUAUUUUUAAGUAUCUGCGUGCAGAACCAGAGGAUCAUCACUUUUUAAUUACCGAACCACCAUUGAAUACACCCGAGAAUAGAGAAUAUUUAGCGGAGAUAAUGUUUGAGUCAUUCAAUGUGCCAGGGUUGUACAUAGCUGUACAAGCUGUUCUUGCCCUAGCUGCGUCUUGGAAAUCGCGUACUUCAGCCGGACGCACUUUUACUGGAAUUGUAGUUGACAGCGGUGAUGGUGUUACUCAUAUUGUUCCUGUAGCUGAGGGCUAUGUUAUUGGGUCUUGUAUCAAGCAUAUUCCUAUUGCAGGUAGGAAUAUAACAUCAUUUAUUCAAUCACUUCUAAGAGAACGCGAAGUAGGUAUUCCUCCUGAGCAGAGUUUAGAGACUGCAAAGGCAAUUAAGGAAAGAUACAGUUAUAUCUGCCCAGAUAUUGCCAAGGAGUUUGCAAAAUAUGACUCCGAUCCUGCAAAGUGGAUGAAAAAGUAUACAGGUAUAAAUGCUAUAACUAAAAAUCCAUUUUCUGUUGAUGUUGGGUAUGAGAGAUUUUUAGGACCUGAAAUAUUUUUCCACCCUGAAUUUUCCAAUGCUGAUUUCACUGUGCCUUUGAAUGAGAUGGUCGAUGAAGUAAUUCAGAGCUGUCCAAUUGACGUGCGGAGAGGUUUAUAUGGAAAUAUUGUAUUAUCUGGAGGCUCUACAAUGUUUAGAGACUUUGGAAGAAGACUCCAACGUGAUAUUAAACGUACUGUAGAUGCCCGACUGAAAUUAUCUACAAUGCUAUCGGAAGGACGCAUUACACCUAAACCUAUUGAUGUCCAAGUCAUAUCACACAACAUGCAACGGUAUGCAGUUUGGUUUGGUGGUAGUAUGUUGGGCUCGACACCUGAGUUCUACCAAGUGUGCCACAGUAAACAAGCAUAUAUGGAAUAUGGACCGAGCAUUUGCAGGCACAAUCCUGUAUUUGGUACCAUGACAUAAAAUACUUAAUCAUUGCCAGUAUUGAAAUUAAAUUAUGUAUUAAUAACUAUAUAAAUUUAUUAAUUUUAUCUAUAGAUUUACAUACAUUUUUAUAAGUGUAAUCUUUAAGAAAAUAUAGAACUGCACCUAAUUUGAUGCCAAUCAAAUUUUAAAAUAUUUUUGUCAUUAUUUUUAUUUUACUAUUAAUACAUAACUAUGAUUACAUUUUUAUUUGUAGCUGGACUCGGGAAAUUGAUAAGCAUUUAAUGUAUUGCAUUCCAGCCUUUUACCAAAUAUAGACUUUGAAAUAUAAACUGUUUCAUUUA
Messenger RNA from Vanessa atalanta (red admiral), 1675 nucleotides. RefSeq names its product actin-related protein 3 (gene Arp3). Gene Ontology annotation, cellular component: Arp2/3 protein complex; actin cortical patch. NCBI's taxonomy places the organism in Eukaryota, Metazoa, Arthropoda, Insecta, Lepidoptera, Nymphalidae. The record is from RefSeq and is a predicted model, not a curated record. Gene Ontology annotation, biological process: Arp2/3 complex-mediated actin nucleation. The transcript has a single exon. Bases 114 to 1370 code for a protein of 418 amino acids. Gene Ontology annotation, molecular function: actin filament binding.